AUGGCGCUUGUACGGGAUGAUGUGAAGAACUUCUACGAGAGGCUGAAGCAAGUGGCAAAGCACACCUCUCCCACGAACAGGACAGCUUGGGACGCUGAUGCAAAGAAAGUCGAAGAGUUAGCGAAGGUCCUCGGAAACAAGGACUUUUGGGACUCUGAAGCAGACGACAAUGAUGACGAUCCAAGCGAUGCUGAAGAGGGCGAAGGUGCAUGGUCUGUCGGAUCCGAGAAUCAUGCAACAGGACAGUGCAGGCCUUGCCACUAUGUCUUUGCAAAAAGCGGGUGUACAAACGGAGAAUCGUGUACUUUUUGUCAUCUGCCUCAUCCGAAGAGGUUCCGGCCGCGACCCUGCAAGUCCAAGCGGUACAAGUGCAAACGCUUGGCCGCGGUGUUGGACAAGGUGUUCGACAAUGACCCAGACUCGUUUCAGAGUGUGGUGGAGCAAUUAAGUGCUCAAGGUGGAUAUCUGAAUACAGUCGUCAAGAGCAAGGUCAGAAGCCUGCAACAGAAGACUCAGGCUCCAGAACCACAAGAGAAAGAGGUCCGCCGAGUGCUGAAGCCAGGUUUGGUGUCUCUCUAG
This is a messenger RNA of Symbiodinium pilosum, 579 nucleotides long. The record is from the annotation of a GenBank genome assembly. NCBI's taxonomy places the organism in Eukaryota, Dinophyceae, Suessiales, Symbiodiniaceae.